AUGGGCUUCUUCGACACCAUCGUGCCGAAGCCUCCUCUACCGGAUGACAGCCUUCCUGGUGGCCGCUACACGCAUCGCUUGGCACCUCACACUGCUGAUGCUCAACCAACCUUCGCGACAUCAAGCCUCUUCGGGGACAACGUCAAGCGGAUCUCUUCUUCUCCUCACCGCGCCGCUUGUCAAUAUCUUUUUCAGGCAGCCGCUAUGGAACAGAGCAAUGGACAGGGCUUUGCGUCCAACAUUUCGAGACGCGUCCGCCUUUCGACAACAAGCUGGCGC
Messenger RNA from Mesorhabditis spiculigera, 279 nucleotides. Lineage: Eukaryota; Metazoa; Nematoda; Chromadorea; Rhabditida; Rhabditidae. The record is from the annotation of a GenBank genome assembly.